AUGGACGAUCUCGACGCCAUUCCUUCUAUUUCCUCUGGUGCAGUCGGCUCUCGCUUUGUCACUCAAUCGGAAGUCGAGACUGCGAAAGCCCGCCGCGACGAGCAGUGGCGAGCGGCGUAUGCUAGACUUGGGCAGGAGCCACCGCCUCCUCCUGCAGAGGACGCCUUCGAUGGCCGCAGCCUUGCGGAGAAACUGGCUGCCAACAGAGCAGCCAAGCAAGAAGAGUGGGAGGAAAGGAAUAAACUAGGCAACCAGUUCCGUGCACUUGAGGAAGAUGAGGUACUCUUCUUAGACUCCAUAAUGGAAAAGCAACGAGAAGAAGAGCGUCUCCGCAAGGAGAUGGAUGGCGAGGAGCUCAAACACUUUCGAGAGUAG
This is a messenger RNA of Postia placenta MAD-698-R-SB12, 375 nucleotides long. RefSeq lists its product as hypothetical. The transcript is spliced from 5 exons. NCBI's taxonomy places the organism in Eukaryota, Fungi, Basidiomycota, Agaricomycetes, Polyporales, Adustoporiaceae. The record is from RefSeq and is a predicted model, not a curated record. Gene Ontology annotation, cellular component: nucleus. The coding region runs from base 1 to 375 and encodes 124 amino acids.